Ricinus communis (castor bean) is the source of this 2822-nucleotide messenger RNA. Its product is annotated as protein PTST homolog 3, chloroplastic. NCBI's taxonomy places the organism in Eukaryota, Viridiplantae, Streptophyta, Magnoliopsida, Malpighiales, Euphorbiaceae. The record is from RefSeq and is a predicted model, not a curated record. The transcript has 13 exons. The coding region runs from base 242 to 2125 and encodes 627 amino acids.
AAGAAAAAACUAAUGGUGGACCGUGGAAUGAUAAACAUCCUUAACAGCUUUUGAGCCUUUUGUAUUUCUUUAUUCUUUACACAGAAGACAGAACUGAAAAUUCAAUCAACAAUUAUCACUCGCUACUUUUUAAUCCACAAAAAGAUCUUUCAAGAACACUUAACACUACUAUGUACAGUACCUAAUACCCACCAAAAUCAAACUCUUAAAACUUUCUCAAUGCUUGUUCAAGAACUCUCACAUGGCAACACUUAAUCAGUCUACUUGCUUUCUCUCUCUUUCUUCUCAUAAGCUUUUCUUAAAUCAAGAAGAAUGCAAGAUUGUCUCCAAUACCCAUCACUACCGACCUCGAAAAGAUUUCAACUUUUGUAUCUGUUCUGCCAAGAAAUCCAGGGGAGGGAGAAAGGUAAAGAGCAAUGUAGAGCUUUGCAAUGACAUCAGAGAGUUUGUAUCAGCUGUUGGACUUCCACAGGGUCAUGUUCCCUCAAUGAAGGAGCUUUCUGAUCAUGGAAGGAAUGAUCUUGCACAUAUUGUGAGGCGGAGAGGAUAUAAAUUAAUAAGAGAACUGCUUUCGAACUCUGUCGAAUCAGAACUUGGUGGGUCCAAUAUAAAGAAAAGCGUUGAUGAAGUAAAGGACACAAUCACUGAUAGCAUAUAUAUAUCAGAAGAGGGUCAGGAUGGGAAGGUGGAAGAUGUUAUUGAAGAGAGUGCUUUGUCUACUGAAGUCCUCAUCAAGGAUCAUUCUGACAGUGCCAGCAUAAAUCCUGAAUGCAAUUCCAGUGUCAACAAUUGCAUGCCCAUAGAAUCAUCACUUGAUGUGUCACUAAACGAGGUUAAAAGCAUGGACAACAUCAAUACCUCUUCAACACCCUCAUUCAAUAUAGAAAAACAGGAUCAGGGGGUUCAACUUGGUGCUGAAGACAUUGCCUUGCCAGCACCCUCUGAUUUUGUAGAACCACAAGAUAGGGAGGUCUUAAACAUGGCUGAAGUCAAUCCCUUGCCAACUGAAGUUUUAAUUACGGAUAAUUCUCAUGGUAGUUUGAAUGGGUAUUCUGGUCCCAAUUCUAAUACCAAAACCUGUUCGCCUGUAAAAGCUUUAGAUAAUGCCUCAUUAGAGGAAAAGGCCUUAAACAUAGCAAUAGAUCAGGAUGAGAAGGUCAAUAGUAUGGCUGAAGUCAUUUCAUUGAGGAGUGAAGUAUCAAACUUGGAAUAUCCUGCCAAUGAUGGUAGCAUGGUUCUUGGUCUCAACUACAGCAAUCGUAAUAGCAUGCCUGUGGAUCCCGCAGCCAAUUCAUUAUUGGAGGAUAAGGUGGCAAAGUUUAUUCAGAGUGGUGACUUGGACGCCAUCGAGGAUAAUGUCUAUGCCAUAUUAGAUGAGACUGCUGAAGAAAGCAAGGGAUCUAGUGAACCAGAGAAUGAGACUGAGAUUCAGUCAGAAACCCCUACUUCAGAAAAUGAUAAACAUGCUGAUAAUGGAAGUAAUGCUCCUUUGGCAUUGAAUGGGAGUAUAUCAAUAUCCAAGGAUGUCAGCCCUCCUAUGAGGGCAAACCACCCUGUUAGGAAUGAUGAGUUGCCAGCUGAAGGUCUAGCCAGUUUUAAUGUUGACAAGGAUUUGGAUGUAGAGAUAAGCAAAAGAGAGAAUCAUGUUGAGAUUAAUCAUCUCAAAUUCAUGCUGCAUCAAAAAGAGUUGGAACUGUCACAUUUGAAGGAACAAAUUGAGAAGGAAAAAAUUGCUUUAUCUGAUUUACAAAACAAGGCUGAAAUGGAGAUUAAGAAAGCCCAAAAACUUAUUUCAGAAAAAGAUGCUGAACUGCUUGCUGCUGAAGAAAGCCUUUCUGGAUUAAUGGAGGUUAAGAUCCAAUACAAUGGGGAUGGUGAAAUUGUGGAAGUGGCAGGCAGCUUCAAUGGUUGGCAUCAUCGAAUUAAAAUGGAUCCUCAGCCAUCUUCUAGUGUCAGAGAUCCUGCUGCAUCAAGGAAAUCUAAACUUUGGUCGAUUAUGCUGUGGCUAUAUCCUGGUGUCUAUGAGAUAAAAUUCAUUGUUGAUGGCCACUGGACGAUUGAUCCUCAAGGAGAGAUGGUUACCAGGGGAGGAAUUUGUAACAAUGUUCUCCGAGUUAUUGGAUGAAUGUAUAUUGCACCUUUCUUCAUGCUUGGAAGACAAUCUAGUCUUUUAUCAAAUCUUAAGCGUCAAAUGCCAAUAAAUCAGUUCAAGUGUCGGUACCAUCAGCCGGGAGAAAGGCAUUAAACUGCAGAGCCCGUAUACAAAAUAGAAGAAAUAAGCAUGCAAGAUUUUGUACAUUCUGGAAUAAUGUUCAUACUAUGCUAAUGGUCUUAGCCUUGCAGUGUAUAAAGUUUUAUACCGGCAGCUCAGCAUCUAUUGCUACAAAAACCUUGGGCAGCUGCAAAACAAUAUCUGGGGCUUGCUAUGGAGAGAGAUUAAAAGUUGAUGCACUGCACAAGUUACCAUGUAUUCGGUGCUAGAAAGCCUGGACUAGGUGGAGUUAAAUGUAGGAAUUUUUGGAAAGUCUCCUAGUUACAAUUAGAUUUGCUGAAUUAAGUAAAAGAGCAGUUCUUGUCUAGUUGAUACUGAUGUACAUUUAGAAUUUAGCAAGAACCGGUUUAGUGGAGAUUUGGAGUAGAGGACCAUCUUUGGAAUUCUUGAUCUGAUUUUUUGCCCUUCUGUAACUUUUCCUUUCCUACUACUUUUCUGUUUUCAAGUAGAUUAUCAUGCUGAUGGAAGAAUCAUGUGUAGCUCUUAACUAGUGUUGUAAUAUAAAAGUGCCUUUAUAGCUAGAAAAUUCAGAUAUUCCAUUUCGGCUAAA